UUCCAUCUAUAGAUUGAAACUUAAAUUUAAUUUUCAAAAAUUAAUUACUUCAAUUUUAUUGAAAACCAUUUUGAAAAAUCAUAAUUUAAAGGAGAGACUCCUUCCAAAAUUGAUAAUAAUAUUUGUCGUCUCUCUCUCUCUCCUCUUACUUUUAUUUUUUCAUUUCCUUGUCAAAAAAGGCAAGAAAGAAAAGAGGAAGAAACAAAUAGGAAAGUUUGUUGGUGUUGAAGGUAGUUUUUGUGUACGAAGAAACCGAAAACGUAUUGAAAUUGAAAUCCUCCGUAUUCUCAGGCCUAGGGUUCCUUCCUCAUUUUGUUCUAUUGCUCUCCCUCCCUAAUUUUGAAUUUUACCUCUAUUUUUCCCCCACCAGCUAAAUUCUUUCCUACCAUUUCUUUUUAUAAUUAAUAUUCACUGGAUAAUCAAUCGACCGAUUAAUUGCAUUGCCAGAUUUUAUUGAUUUGCGGUUUAAUCAUGACGAUUCCAGAUUCGGGAUGCAUGAUGGAGAAUGGAUCCAUUGAAUUCCCAAGUAGUUAUGUUCCCACACCGGACGAAGAAAGCCGAAUUAUCAAAGACCUGUUGAAGAAAGCCGAAUCUAAUCUUCGAGAAGGCAAUACAUAUUACAUCCUCUCUUUGAGGUGGUACUCGAGCUGGCAGAAGUACACUGGACAACCUGUUGGUUUUUUCCCUUUUGAUGAACGUCCCGCUGAAGAUGAGUCUUCCACUGUGGCAGAGAGGCCUGGGCCCAUUGAUAACUCUGAUAUUGUGUCAGAUCAAAGUGACGUUGAUGGCCCUCAUCUUCUUAGAACUGUAGAAGAAGGACGAGAUUAUGUGUUAUUGCCCGAAGAAGCUUGGGAAAAGCUUCAUACCUGGUACAAAGGGGGACCUGUUAUAGCAAGAAAAAUGAUAACUGUUGGUGAUAACAAGCAGUUCUCUGUGGAGGUCUUUCCCCUCUGUCUCAAUUUGAUUGAUUCUAGGGACAAGAGUGAACAUGUUGUGAGGUUGAGCAAAAAGGCUUCUUUGCGAGAACUUUAUGAAGUAGUAUGUCGUCUUAAAGGAUUGGAGCCAGAAAAGGCUCGGAUUGUGGACUAUUUCAAUAAACAGAAGCAUAAAGUAUUAGUUGCCUCAGACGGAACUUUAGAAGAUUCUGACCUUCAAAUGGACCAAGAUAUUCUUCUUGAGGUGCAAAAUGAUGGUUUUUGGCCUUCCGGGUUUGGCACAGACUCUACUGGAAAUGGCAUGGCAUUGGUUCCCGUAGAACCUGCAAGGUCGUCAGUGACAAUUGCAGGAGGUCCAACUUUAUCUAAUGGUGAUUCAAGUGGUUUUAGCAGCAACAUUUACCAAGGAAUUUCCUUAAGUUCAUCAUAUGGAGAUAUGGAGGAUGGAUAUGAGAAUACAAGACAUGCAACAAAACAAGAGAGAGGAGGUUUGGCUGGACUACAGAAUUUAGGGAAUACUUGCUUCAUGAAUAGUGCCCUUCAGUGUCUAGUUCAUACGCCAGCCAUUGUUGAUUACUUCUUGGAAGAUUACACCGAUGAGAUUAACCGAGUUAAUCCUUUAGGAAUGCAUGGUGAGCUCGCGAUUGCUUUUGGCGAUUUGUUGAGGAAAUUAUGGUCCUCUGGACGAGCACCUGUUGCCCCUCGUGUGUUUAAGGCAAAACUUGCUCGUUUUGCUCCGCAGUUCAGUGGUUAUAACCAACAUGAUUCACAGGAACUUCUUGCCUUUCUUCUUGAUGGGUUGCAUGAAGAUUUGAAUCGUGUGAAGCAGAAACCAUACUUUGAGACGAAGGAUUAUGAUGGUCGCCCAGAUGAGGAAGUUGCUGAUGAAUUUUGGAGAUACCAUAAGGCUAGAAAUGACUCCAUUAUUGUUGAUGUUUGCCAGGGUCAAUAUAAGUCAACGUUGGUGUGCCCAUCUUGCAGCAAAAUAUCGAUAACGUUCGAUCCUUUCAUGUACUUGUCAUUGCCUCUUCCGUCAACAGCUAUGCGAGUUAUGACUGUAACAGUGUUUUAUGGUGAUGGGAGUGGUCUCCCGAUGCCUUUUACUGUAAAUGUUCUUAAACACGGUUGCUGCAAAGACCUGAUCCAAGCUUUAGGAACUGUGUGCUGCCUAAGAACUGAUGAAUAUCUUCUUCUAGCAGAGGUAUAUGAGCAUAGGAUUUAUCGUUACUUUGAGAACCCUUCAGAGCAGCUGGCUGCAAUAAAAGAUGGUGAACAUAUUGUUGCCUACAGGCUUCCCAAAAGGAGUUCGGACUUGACAAGGCUAGAGAUAACUCACCGAUGCCAAGAGAAAUCUACCUUAUUAGACAAUACAAUGCCUGGCGAGAGAAAGCAUUUCUUGACACCGCUUGUUACUUUCUUGGAAGACCCAGUUUCUCCUUUGGAUAUUGAUCAGGCUGUUAACAGAGUGCUAGCUCCUUUGGUUCGAGAAGGAUUCUCAUCAGCUAAUGGGAAGGACCCAACAAAAUGCAAUAGCACUAAGUUAGGACAAGGAACAAUGUCAACCGGGAAUUCUGAAUCAGAAACAGACCUAGAACUAGAACCUGAACCAGAACUAGAACCUGAACCAGAACCAGAACCUAUGUCAGGAGUAGAGUUAUCAUUUCGACUUUUCUUAACUGAUGACAGAGGGUACAGUUCCCGACCAAUUGUAAAAGAUACUCCGCUGAGAUUUGGCCGUUUUGUAAAAGUAUAUUUGGAUUGGACAGAGAGAGAGUACGAGCUAUAUAAUGUCGACUAUCUCAAGGACCUUCCUGAGGUUCAUAAAACAGGACUCACUGUGAAGAAACCCAAACAGGAAACCAUUUCCUUAUUUUCGUGCCUUGAUGCCUUCCUAAAAGAAGAACCAUUGGGGCCUGAUGAUAUGUGGUAUUGUCCUCGUUGCAAGGAACAUAGACAAGCCACCAAGAAGUUGGAUUUGUGGAGGUUACCUGAUGUAUUAGUCUUCCAUUUGAAACGAUUCUCGUAUAGCCGAUGGCUGAAGAACAAAAUCGACACUUUUGUGAACUUUCCAGUUCGCAAUCUUGAUUUGAGCAAUUAUGUAAAAUGCAAGGACACCAACGAAGGAUCUCACGUCUACGAGUUGUAUGCCAUUAGUAACCAUUACGGUGGGCUAGGUGGGGGCCACUAUUCUGCCUACUGCAAGUUAAUUGAUGAUGACAGAUGGUACCAUUUUGACGACUCUCAUGUUUCACCGGUCAGCGAAGAUGACAUCAGGACAUCAGCAGCUUAUGUCUUGUUUUACCGGAGAGUAAGAAAUAAUCAAACUAAUGGAACGAUCGGGGAAUCAUCACAACAUGGUGGCUACAGAUCAUCUUGAUUGCAUUUAUGUGCUUGUUGUAAACCAAGCAUUGCCCCUAUGGUAUUGGUGGUCUUUCUACAUUGCCGUAAUUUGAUGAAAAAUAUUGCAGCAGCCAGGUCAAAUUCAAAGUUUAGACUUGAUAAUUGAUGAACCUGGUUAAAAAAUGGGGGAAAUGAAGAAGUAUUAGUAGCUGGAGAAUGGCAGAGGCGAACAUUUGUUAUUUUUGUGGGGGGAAGAAGAAACCGUAGUUCUUUUUUUAUUUUUUUGGGAGGGAAAUUUUGGGUGUAAAAUGAGAUGGUGUUAGGUAGUAGUACCAGUGCAGGCAUUUCUUGUUUCUUUCCCCUUAUCUUUGGGUAAAAGAAAAGAUGUCUAUUCUUUUUGUGCGCUGCUUUCGAAGUCUAACAAUCAUCAUUACUACUACAGUUGAAAAGAUUUGAGUUGUGAGAAAAAUCACCAAAAGUCGUGGACCUUUUAAAUCUUUGGACAUUUGGUGAAUGAACCGAAAUGGAGAUGUAUGCGUUUCUAACUGUAAUUAUUUUAGUUCUUUGUUCCGUAAUUACUAACUUCUUUGUUCCGGAUCUAUUAUCUACAACUACACAUAAAGGAGUAGUGGAGUACA
Oldenlandia corymbosa var. corymbosa is the source of this 3913-nucleotide messenger RNA. NCBI's taxonomy places the organism in Eukaryota, Viridiplantae, Streptophyta, Magnoliopsida, Gentianales, Rubiaceae. The record is from the annotation of a GenBank genome assembly.